AUGUUUGUUUGGUCUUUCGUCACUCUCGGCCUCGCAAGCGCUGCUCUUGCUUCGCCAUUCAAGCGAUCUGGCGGCCUCAGCGUCAAGCUGUCCGCUGCAGCUGUCUCGGUCGAGUCCAUCGACGACCUCAAGCUAGUCGCUGAAGUGACUAACACCGGUUCCGAAGAUGUCAAAGUACUGAAGUACGGCACAGUCUUGGACGACAAACUCCCAACCCGUAUUUUCACCGUCACUAAAGAUGGCUCAACCGUUCCUUUCACCGGCAUAAAGAUUCAAUUGUCGCUCGCUGACGCCGACGACACUGCCUAUACUGUCAUCCCCGCAGGCCAAACAGUAACAGUUAGCCACGCAGUCGCCCCUCUGUUCGACUUCGCCUCUGUAGGCGCUGGGAAAUUCACCUUCGAGCCUGUCACCACUUUCCAAGUCGCUGGUGCAGCCGAGAGAGUUGCCAACAUCGACGACUUGACCAAAGUCGAUGCGACUGUCUCCGCUGUUGAUGUUGAGGUGACUGCUGAUGUUGCGAAGCGUGAAAUUCAAGCCCGCAACAAGCGUGCCGUAGACAUCUGCACCACCAGCUCCCGCAAGUCCUUCAUUGAUGCCAGGCAUGUAUCAUUCUCUACCACCUCCCUUCUAAGGCUCAUCUACUUCCGUGGGGCUAGUGACUCACUCUACCGAGCUUACUUCGGUGCUACCGCUACCUCGCGUGUGACUUCUAUCCUCAAUGCUGUCGCCAACGAAAACUCUGGUUCCCGCACUCUCAGCUGCACCGACAGCUUCGGUGCCUGCAGCAGUGGUGUUAUCGCAUACACCGUGAUCUCCACCACCAACAUCUACUUCUGCAGCAUCUUCUUCAACGAGGUGGCUACUCCCUCCUUGUGCAGCGGUACGUCUGUUGCUUCUCGCAACAUCCGAGGUGGAACUACUCUCCACGAAAUGACCCACGCUGUCGCCGGAACCGACGACAUUGGUUACGGCUGUUCGUUUGACCAGAGUUUGUCUGAUUCGCAGUCUAUCGCCAAUGCUGAUAAUUUCAAUUGCUUCACCACUCAAGUCUACGCUAACACCAGGUGCUAA
Pleurotus ostreatus (oyster mushroom) is the source of this 1074-nucleotide messenger RNA. RefSeq lists its product as uncharacterized. The transcript is spliced from 8 exons. The coding region runs from base 1 to 1074 and encodes 357 amino acids. NCBI's taxonomy places the organism in Eukaryota, Fungi, Basidiomycota, Agaricomycetes, Agaricales, Pleurotaceae. Gene Ontology annotation, molecular function: metalloendopeptidase activity. Gene Ontology annotation, biological process: proteolysis. The record is from RefSeq and is a predicted model, not a curated record.